Molecule: messenger RNA, 4081 nt
Organism: Thamnophis sirtalis
Lineage: Eukaryota; Metazoa; Chordata; Lepidosauria; Squamata; Natricidae
Source: RefSeq, a predicted model, not a curated record
CGCCGGGAACUUGCCGCGCGGAAGCCUGGCGAAUUGCGUUCGGUUUCCCGCGCGUGGGUUGAGCGUGCGCGGGCAUAAGUUGUGUUUGCCUUGCCAUGGCCAGCGCGCGUUAGGAAUCUGGCCGAUCUACUAUGGCAGGUGCCUCUUCGCACCCUUCUCGCCUGUGAAACUUUGAUGGGCAUGACUGCUGUUGGUGAGAUUCAGUGAUUGUAUACAGUAACCAUCGGCUACCAGGAUCCACCGAGUCUUAGGAGAUAAUGAACAUUAAAUACGUAAUUGAAGGGGCAGCCUCGGAAACGUAGCUUUCCUACGAAGGUCCCUACUUAUUUCACCUUUCUUCUCUUGUAGACAAAUGCUGGAAUCAACUUGCAUUUCAUCGUAAUGCUUGCCAGUAGUAGCUAAUAGCGAGUUUGCAACAAAGCAAACGGCGAAUGUGCUUUCUUAUAUCAGAAGUUGAUGCAGUAUGUACAACAGAUACGUUGCCAGCAAUAUGCAGUCUUCAAAGAACAAUAAUGUAGACUAUUCAGAAGCAUUCUAUAAACCUAUAUUACCUGUCCAGAAGACUAGUGCUGAGAUAAUAAAUGAAGCACGGAGUGCACUAAGGACGUUAAGAACUCAAAGGCCAUUUACACCAAGAGAUGAACGAAGGAAACUUUUUGGUUCCACCUCUUCAAGAACACCUGAAAAUAGACCACCUUCUGCUUUUAGUCUCCACUCUUCAAGCUUUGAGUCAGUUGAGUCAAGGCCUGUCUCUUGUGCACGCCUCAGCCCACUGGACCAUAAGCCAAAAUUAUUGUCAUCAGCCUCUAAUUAUGAAGACUAUUGUGUUUCCCCACCUGUAUCACCAGUGGAUUCAGAGGAGAUCAGAAAAGUCAGCAAUGCUCGUGCAAGGUUGUUUAAAAAUGUUUCCUGUGGAAAUCUACUUCCAGAUAAACUAUUUCUUCCCAAUGACUGUAAGAGGCUGUAUUUUGAAGAGCAUUUUAUUCCAAGGAGUGAUCAUGAAGGUUUUUCACAAAAGCUGCCGGUCCAGUUCAGCAUCAGGGAUGCUGGUCUUCCAAUAGUUUAUAUAGACCAUCAUAAUAAGACAGUAGGAGAAGAAUUUUUUCCACAAGUGAGAAACAUACCAUUUCCAGCACAAUUCAGCAGGCAAAGUGACCAGUUUAAUAAACAAGAGUCUCCUUUAUCAUAUCCAGACUAUACUGAAAUGACUAAAUCGGCAACUAAAUCAGAAAAUAAUUUGGAAGCAAAUGAAAUGGAAGAAGAAGAAGAAGAAAGCUAUUGGAAAAUAAAAGUUUUACCAAUUUUACAUAUAUUAGAGAUUGAAAACAAUGUAGAAAGACUUUGCGAUGCCUGCACUAUUCUUUAUCAAACACUGGAAGAAGGAAAUAUGCUUGGCAAGCGAUUCAAGAGACGAAAUUUACUGUUGAAGAUGUUAUAUAAAUUAGUUGAUGUUACUUCAGAUCCUCUUGGCUUGAAAUUAGCAAAAAUCAUUCUGGGUCUGAAAGUGAGUGGGAAGAAUCUGCUUAAUGUUUGCAAAUUAGUAUUUAAAAUCAGCAGAAGUGAAAAAAAUGAUUCCCUUAUUGAGAACGACCAAAUAUUGGACUCUCUGCUUGAGAUUCUGAAAACUGAAGAUUUGCAAACAAACACUGAAGCUUUUCUUUAUUGCACUGGUGCUAUAAAAUUUAUUUCUGGCAAUGCGAGUCUCAUUAAUGAAAUGGUCAAUAAGGGAGCUAUUGAAAUCCUGCUGCAAGUAAUGAGAAUGAUUAAUGAAAUUAAUGAAGAUGGUAUUCGAUUUUCCAGUUCAGGACAUCUCUUGGUCCAGCUCACUGCCACUUUACGAAACUUGGUAGACUUACUUCAGUCAAGGUGCAAAUUCCUUGAGUAUGGAGCUAUUCCAGAGCUCUGCCUCACAUUGGAGAAACGUAUGAGUGACAAAGAUGUAUGUACCAAUGUGGCCAGAAUAUUCAGCAAACUUUCAUCCUUCAAUGACUGCUGUACAGCUUUGGCAGAUUGCUCCAGAUGUUAUGCCUUAUUUUUAGCCCUGCUAAACAAAUAUCCAACAAAGCAGGACUUAGUUAUCCGUAUCAUUUUCAUUCUUGGCAAUUUAACAGCAAAAAACAAUCAAGCCCGGGAACAAUUUUUUGAGGAGCAAGGAAGCAUUGAUACACUCAUAGCACUUUUCCAGACUUACCUUGAAAAGGUUCCUAAUCAUAAAGUGUGGAAAGAUGGUGAAAUAAAGAAUCUCAGACACCCUUCUGAAGCAGAAGACAUUCUCAUUAAGCUGAUAAGAGUGAUUGCCAAUCUGUCCAUUCAUCCAAAUGUAGGUUCAUCUUUGGCAACUAAUCAUCACAUUGUGGCAUUACUUAUUACAGUACUUGAGUGCAAGUCGGUUGAGGAAUGUGAGGAACUGGUUAUUAAUGCCAUUGCAACAAUCAACAAUUUAUCCUUUUAUCAAGUGAAGAAUUCCGUAAUCCAAGAGAAGAAAUUACAUAUUGCAGAAUUGCUUUUAAAGAUGUUAAUGAGCAGUCAUAUGGAUGGAAUUCUGGAGGCUAUUCGUGUCUUUGGCAAUCUUUCUCAAAACCAUGAAAUCUGCAAUUUUAUUAUACAGCGAAAAGUGUACAAAUUCAUGAUUGCUUUGCUUGAUGCCAAGCAUCAAGAUGUCUGCUUUUCAGCCUGUGGAGUUCUCCUCAAUCUUACCGUGGAUAAAAGCAGGCGGAGUAUUUUGAAUGAAGAAGGAGGAAUUAAAAAAUUGAUCGAUUGCUUGAGAGAUUUUGGGCCAACAGACUGGCAACUGGCUGGUUUGAUAUGCAAAACUUUGUGGAACUACAGUGAGAAUGUUACAAGUAAUGACCCCUGCUUUGAAAAUGAUGACUCAAACGGUCUACUAGUUCUUCUUAUGACAUUUCUUGAUGAAGACCUGGCACUAGCUUACAGUUUUGACAGUGACUUAAGAGAAUAUCACAAACUUUAUUGGGAAACAGAGUUCAAACCUGUGGCACACAAACUUCUCCAGAGAAUUCAAAACUGAAAAUCAUUACUUGAGUUCCUAAUAUUGCGUUUCAAGAUGGGUGUUGAAUCAAUCAAUGCACAAAUCACUUCUGCAGCUGCUUUUGCAAAUCAUUAGAUAUCAAAACAUUUCAGUAUGUUUCCAUGAAAAAUGCCUUUUGCUUUUAAUUUUUCUAUGUAGCAUGUACAUUCAUUGUAGAAUACCUUUUUGUUAAAUUUCCAAUGGCAUUUAGGAAACAUAAAAAUAAACUAAUUGCAACAUCUGAAUUGAGUAUCUUUUUCAUUUAGCUUUUUAACAAUGUUAUGCUUUAUAUUUAAGAUUUUAUAAAAGUUUGCAAAAAUUACUACCAUGGUUAUAAAGUAUUGAUCAAGGAAUUCAGACAGCAUUCAUUGUUAAAUAAUUUUGUUAGGUUUUAAUAUAUAGAAUAGUAUUGCAUUUGGUCAACAAUUUCAAAAUGAAUUUUUAGAUGAUUCAGACUAACAUUCUCCACCCAAUAUUUUAAAAAUGUAUUGAAAAUCACAGUAUAAAUGAAAAUUUUUACUUUUAAACGAUUGUAAAUGUAUUUAUGUGAUAAAAUUAUAAUCCUUGUCCCUUUAUUGAUAAGCCAAUCUGGUAAAGCGAGAUAGUUAUUUGAUUUCACAGAUGAAAUUCAUAAGAGCUGGGAAUAAAAUUAGUAUUUUUAGUCAAAGCCAACUUUAAAAUUGCACAUUUGGCUUAUAUGUUUUGGAUCAGCAUUUGCCUUGCAUUUUUGACUAAAGGAAAUAGCAGAUGCUUCCUGUUGAACUGUCAAGAAUUGCAGUUUAACUUUUGUCGUUUUUCUCUCAAACACAAAUUAGAAAUACACACCAGACACAGCAUUCAUUUGUCUAUUUUGUAAUGAAUUAUACUGGUACUAGUGUACGAAGUAUGAAAAAAAGAGGAAAAUGUUAUUUUUUUAUUUAAACAACCCAGUAAUACUAACAAAGAUCUCAUACAAAAAGUGUCCAUAUAUUUUACACAUGCACGCACUCACACAUGUAUAUCAAAGUCACUUACAGGGUUUUUGUUCUUGUUGUUAUGCUAUUUUCUUGUUUA